Aedes albopictus (Asian tiger mosquito) is the source of this 2499-nucleotide messenger RNA. RefSeq lists its product as uncharacterized. The transcript has a single exon. The record is from RefSeq and is a predicted model, not a curated record. Lineage: Eukaryota; Metazoa; Arthropoda; Insecta; Diptera; Culicidae. The coding region runs from base 1 to 2499 and encodes 832 amino acids. Gene Ontology annotation, molecular function: RNA-DNA hybrid ribonuclease activity; nucleic acid binding.
AUGUAUGACAACAAAGAGGCUGCCGAGGCUUUCCUAGAUGAACACUUCGGCAAACACGACCCGCAACCGUGGACGGAACCUGUGAUACGAUCUACAGGAGAUGUAAUAGACAACAAUAAGUGGGAUAGCAUACUGGCGAAGAAAUCCAAACCAUCAGCCCCGGGAGAGGAUCGCAUUUCGUAUGAAAUGUUAAGGAAACUAAACCCGCAAGUUGUCGAAAAUCUGUUGAUGGACCUAAACAGAAUGUGGAGGAGAGGAUUCCCGGAAGAUGCGCUGCGAUCUAUUCGGAUUGUGGCGAUUCCGAAACCCGGUCGAGACCAAACAACCCCAUCAGGAAAGCGCCCAAUCAGUCUAGUACCCACGAUAACAAAGGUAGUGAAUACAGCAGUCUUAGAGCGACUCCAAACAGUCAUUGAUGAGAGGAACAUUCUACCACCAACAUCCUUCGGUUUCAGGAAAGGACUCUCUACAAACACAUGCUUAGAAUUUAUUGUCAACGAAGUAAAAAACUUAAAGCGGCAGAAAAUGAAGGUUGCGUUGAUCUGCGUCGAUCUGAGCAACGCUUUCAACGCGGUCAAGCCUGACAUCCUCAACGACACCUUGGUAGAACUGAGAAUUCCAGAUGAAAUAAUUUUGUGGAUAGCUGGUUUUCUACAAAACCGAAGGUUGAGUCUUCAAAUUCGUGGAGCGACCAUUACAAGGACAAUCAACAGUGGACUACCCCAAGGCGACAUUCUGUCCCCAACGCUAUUCAAUCUCUAUACGCGGAAGCUACACGACAUUGGAGUUGGCGACGACGUCAUACUGGUCCAGUAUGCCGACGAUUUCGGCAUCCUGGUAAAAGGUAAAUCGUUAGAGCAACUGAAUCUCACAGCACAGAACUACAUGGACAAGUUCAUCGAGGCUGCAGAAAAUCUGAACUUUAGGAUAAACGCAGAGAAGACAAAAGGAUUACUCUUCCAUAACAGUGACAACAAACUGACGGUGAAAAUCAAUGGAACGCAAGUAGAAACAGUAAGAGUACAUCGGCAUCUCGGAGUCCAGAUCGACAGUUUCUUAAGCUUUGGAGCCAACACCAGAGAGGUAGCAAGAAAGGUGACAGACCGUCUCAACAUGCUGAAGGUUAUAAGUGGGAUUAAAACGGGAUCGCAUCCUCAAACCAUGGCUAACAUCUAUAAAGCUCUAAUAAGAAGUGUUCUAGAGUAUGGAUGCACAGUGCAGAACAACGCCAGUGCCACGAAUAAAAGGAAGUUAGAAGUAGCGAAUAACCAGUGUUUAAGAAAAGUGACUGGUUGCACGAAAAGCACGCCGCUCAACGCUCUAACCGCAUUAGCUGGGCAAUAUCCAUUGCAUCUCAGGCAAGAACACGUCGCCAACAAACAAAUCGCCCGAUCUUUUAGCAGAAACAACGUGGUGGCCACUCAGCUUCGAGAAUUAGAGAUACCGGAUGAUUUGAAUUUGGAGAAAUACAGCUACCUGGAGAAAAUGUACAUCAGGAACAAAAACAUCUUCGACGAUAUCAUGCCAGUUGUGAAACUGCAUGCAACAACUGUGGAAGUUCAUCCUUAUUUGGAAGGAUUGGACACAGCUAAAAAAGAGACGAAUCCGUUCAAAAUGAAACAGUUAGUGCUUUUUACGAUGAACAACAAAUAUCGAGGUAGAAGGAGAAUUUUCACGGAUGCGUCCAAAGAAGGAGAAAGAUGCGGAGUUGGAAUAUACUUAGAAAGCUGUAAAAGAAGACACUACUAUAGACUGGAACAGGAAUCGAGCAUCACGGCGGCGGAAAUGACGGCGAUCAAAGUGGCUAUUUCCUUCGUCGAGCAGAUGGAGUUACACAACUGCGUGAUAUACACAGACUCAAAAUCAGCGUGCAUGAUUCUGGAGGAUUCGAUGGACGAGAAGGCCGGCUCAACAAUCGUUGCGGAGAUACUGAGGAUAGCUCAUCGUUUCGGAACAGCAAUCCAGUGGAUCCCGAGCCACGUGGAGGUUGAAGGCAACGAGAUAGCGGAUAAGCUGGCAAAACUGGGACUGUCCGACAUAGCACCAACCUACGGUAAUAGAUUAUGCUUGAAUGAUGCGCUGCAUCGAUUCAAAAUACAAACCCAGGACAACGCCAACCGAUGGUAUCAGGACUACUCCAUGGAAAAGGGUAAACGCUUCAGCGAGAUUUUUCCUGUAUUUUCGACCGAGCCGUGGUACUACAAAGUCCAGAUGGAAGGUCGAGAUGUCCGCCUGACAAACCGUCUGAUGACUGGCCACGACUUUUCAAAGUACUGGCUGGCAAAGAUGAAGAUAGCAGAAGACGAGGACUGCGAUAUGUGCGAAGUUCCCGAGACGUCAGAGCACAUCAUUGUUCACUGUCCGAAGCACGGUUUCCUACGAUUAAAGUUUCAAUUUGAGCAAAAAUAUCUGAGCCUUACUGACCUGUACAAAUCGAAAUGCAUUGAGACAUACCAAGAAGUAACUGAAUUUGUAAAACAAGCUAAGUUAAAACUGUAA